This is a messenger RNA of Pezoporus occidentalis (night parrot), 1067 nucleotides long. It is a transcript of the gene CLIP3, whose product is annotated as CAP-Gly domain containing linker protein 3. Gene Ontology annotation, cellular component: nucleus; cell cortex; microtubule plus-end. The annotation marks the transcript as partial. The transcript has 7 exons. NCBI's taxonomy places the organism in Eukaryota, Metazoa, Chordata, Aves, Psittaciformes, Psittacidae. The record is from RefSeq and is a predicted model, not a curated record. Gene Ontology annotation, biological process: cytoplasmic microtubule organization. Gene Ontology annotation, molecular function: microtubule plus-end binding.
AUGUGUGUCCCCCCCGUCCCCCCCCCAGCCUUCACCUUCUUCGACCCCAACGAUGCUGCGUGCCGGGAGAUCCUGCUGGACCCCAGCACCACGGUGCCGCAGCUCUUCGCCAUCCUGCGCCAGUGGGUGCCCCAGGUGCAGCACAACGUGGACCUCAUCGGCAACGAGAUCCUGCGCCGCGGCUGCCACGUGAACGACCGUGACGGCCUGACGGACAUGACACUCCUGCACUACGCCUGCAAGGCCGGGGCCCACGGCGUGGGGGACCCCGCGGCCGCCGUCCGCCUGUCCACGCGGCUGCUGGCGCUGGGGGGCGACGUGACGCUGCGCAGCCGCUGGACCCACAUGAACGCCCUACACUACGCCGCCUACUUCGACGUCCCCGAGCUCAUCCGCACCCUGCUGCGGGCAGCAGCGCCCCGAGUCCUGCACUCCACCUGCAGUGACUUCAGCCACGGCACCGCGCUGCACAUCGCCGCCUCCAACCUCUGCCUGGGCGCCGUGCGCUGCCUCCUGGAGCACGGCGCCGACCCCGCCAUGCGGAACAGCAAGGGUCAGGUGGCGGCGGAGGUGGUCCCGGACCCCACGGACAUGGCCCUGGACAAGGCGGAGGCGGCGUUGGUGGCCCGGGAGCUGCGGCGGCUGCUGGAGGAAGCGGUGCCCCUGAGCUGCAGCCUGCCCAGGGUCACCCUGCCCAACUACGAUAACCUGCCCGGGAACAGCGUCCUGCUCUGCCUCGGCAUGCAGCUGGGGGACAGAGUGAGGCUGCAGGGGGGAAAGGUGGGGACGCUGCGGUUCUGCGGCACCACGGCCUUCGCGAGCGGGCAGUGGGCGGGGGUGGAGCUGGACGAGCCCGAGGGCAAGAACGACGGCAGCGUGGGGGGGGUCCGGUACUUCAUCUGCCCCCCCAAGCAGGGCAUCUUCGCCUCCGUCUCCAAGAUCUCCAAGGCUGAGGAGCCCCCCCCGGCGCCGUCUCCCCCUCGCAGCCCCCCGGAAGCCCCGGCCCGAGGCUCCCACAAGGCCCAAAAGGACAAGAGAGGUGCCCCAGACCCACAUAGACCCAUAGA